AUGGCUAUCAUGUCUGGUAUAGAGGGCGAGAUCGAAGUACGUGUUAAAAAGCAUCCAGGUAAAUAUUAUGACGAAUACGCCAAACUCAAACCUAGUGAAGGGUCUCCCAAUCCGCAUGAUGAAAGAUAUAUUAUGGCAGAGUCUAAAGCUACGUAUUAUGUCGAGGUCACCUUAAAGGAGGGUUUUGAUUUCGGCAAAUACGAUCUUAUUCAAGCCAAGAUGUGUAUGGACGGCAAGGAAGUUUCUUACGCUGAAUUUAAGAUGCCUCUCCAUGGAAUCAAUAAAACAAAAACAGAAAAAGAUCUUGUCCAAGCAAUUCGGUACGCCAAUGUAGAGAUUCAUGGAAGACCGCGAGGCUCAAAGUUUGUGUUUAGGAAUGUGGAGUUGGAGACAGAUAAAGAACAGUCCAAUGAUACUGGAGCUGUAGAUGCACUUCCAAAAGGAAUUCCAGCUUUCCAAGUUGACGUUGUCUUCUUUGAGAGCUUUAUGGUCACAUUAUCUGACGACGAGUACAAAGAAGUGAUAAUAAGCUGGAAGAAGAAUUGCGCAAGACUUUUUUCUGAGCCUCAAAACUCCAAUGCGUCUCCAAACCUUACGUUACCUAGAAAGCCAGACCGCACUAGGAAAGAUUGGCGAUGUGUCCAUUGCAUGGAGGGGUUUAAAUUCUUUCCGCGACCCGCUGAGUUUUUUGAAAAUGAUAACAUCGCCAAAUACCCAGUAUUGCUACACGUUUAUGAUUGGGACGCCCUCAAGAGAGAAGAGAGAAAGAUGGCAGUUGCGCACCUUCAGGAUUUGGAAAAGACUCAUUGGAAGGCCAUCAAGGGAAACGAAGUCGGGCAAAGUUUUGGAUCCAAAGUCAACCGACGUAAAACUCAUCUUGCAAAGAAUCUGCCUAGAGAAUGGCGUGCGUGGCAUAAAAUGUAUGGUACCGAGCAACGCGAAACAUUCGAUAUUCUUCAGGAACGAAGAAAAGCCCGUGAACGAGGCGAAAAAAACUUUCAGUACACAUCUAUGGGUGGCGAUGUCAUGUUAUUUAAUGGAGAAGAUGAAUCUGCUGAGUUAGGAGGGGUACCAGAGAAAGUUUCGCCUAAUCAAAUACCUGCCGGACGAGAAGCACUAGCACCCUCAAACUCACCAUCUGACGGAAAUAGAUUAGGACUAGUAGGUGCUUUAGCAUACUCGUCACCGUAUCCAAUUAAAGACGUGGCGGAAAGCGUAGGAGAUGCAACUUCACUCAAUAUGAGACUACCUCUGGCAAUUGAAUCGCCAGUAGUCAUCCCAGACGAUUCUGCUACAGAGUCUGCUCACUCCAACAUUACUACACCGCACAGAAAUAAGACAGUGAUUCCAGGAGUCGAAGUCAAGCUCGAAAGCAUUCGUGAUAGCUUGAUCAGCCAGAUUGAUAGACUCAAUUCCCAAGCGGCUGCUUCUCAAACUUCCGCUGCAUAUGUCAAGGCCGAACCCAUCGAUGUUAUCUCACUUGAUUCAGACGAUGAAGUUAUGUUUGUAUCCGAGACCAAAGUUUUCAAAACUGUAAGACGUUCUGAGCCCGUACGAGCUACGAAGCCAUUGGUUGUAAAUGUGGAUGAAGAUUUACAGGAAUUGAAAGAAUUGCAAAAGUUGAGGGAGGAGAAAGAAAAUCUUCAGAGAGAUAUUGAGUUGUUGGAAAAGAAACGAAAGAUGGAUGAAAUCACAAAAAAGAUCGAGGAUGCAGAGGCGAAGACUAAUAAAAGAAUCAAGACGGAGUAG
Molecule: messenger RNA, 1749 nt
Organism: Botrytis deweyae
Lineage: Eukaryota; Fungi; Ascomycota; Leotiomycetes; Helotiales; Sclerotiniaceae
Exons: 4
Coding region: 1-1749 (582 amino acids)
Source: RefSeq, a predicted model, not a curated record